Penicillium diatomitis is the source of this 1290-nucleotide messenger RNA. RefSeq lists its product as uncharacterized. Bases 1 to 1290 code for a protein of 429 amino acids. The transcript has 5 exons. Lineage: Eukaryota; Fungi; Ascomycota; Eurotiomycetes; Eurotiales; Aspergillaceae. The record is from RefSeq and is a predicted model, not a curated record.
AUGCAUCUCGAAUCCUUCACGUUCCUUCCUCAGGCUAAAAUCCCUGUUCUGCUCGGGGCUGACAUGCUGAAUAUGGUACUUUUUCCCACGUUUCGCUUUGACUUUGUCGCGGAUGACAAUGUGUGCCGGUUGAGGAGAGAGAUGGCAAUCGUGGGCACUUUUGGCCCCGAAACAAUCAAGGCGACCGGCAUUGCCUUGAUUGUGGUGACUUCACUCGUUGCAGGAACCCGUUUCGCGGGCUCCAUACGAGGCGUUAAGGAUAUCAGGGCGGAGGAUUGUCUUCUGCUCGUCGCCUAUGUUUUCUUCCUGGAACUCAGCAUCCUAUACAUCUUCGUCGCGCCGACCAUUUUCCGUCUGUCCGCGCUUGAGAAUGGACUCAUCAAACCAUAUCCGACGGUCAUGGACGACAGUUUGCAAUUGCAGACCGUCUUCUUUGUGACGACCUCGUCCUUAUGGAUCUGUCUGUGGAUGGUCAAGUUUUCUCUCUUGUCGAUGUACAAGCGCCUGUUGGUGGGCAAGACCUAUGUCUACGCAUGGUGGGGGAUAACCAUCGCCUGUGCUCUAUUUCUCCUUGGCUGCAUCCUGUCAUCCUGGUUCUCCUGCUCGAGCUUUCAUGCAUGGUUCACUGCGGGCGCCUGUGGUACACCUCGAGACAUUCGCGCAGCCACGAUCAGCCUCUACUAUGCUUAUGCAGUAGACAUUGUUACAGAUCUUGCAAUUAUGGCCUUGCCCAUUCGCCUCAUCUGGCAUCUGAAAAUGCAGCUGAAACAAAAACUCAGCAUUGGUGGUCUUUUCUGCUUUGGGUGGAUCUGCAUCAUUAUUGCGACGAUCCGAGUCGUUCAACUAGGCAGUCGAUCCAACGGAGCCUCAAACGGCCAGCCCGCUCCAUCGUGGCUGGCCUUGUGGGGGAUUAUCGAAUCUGCAAUCGCUGUGAUGAUCGGGUGCUGCCCGGGUUUAUAUCGUGUCGUGAAAUCUGUCAUUUCGCCGUCCAAGACCUCUUACGCAUACGGCUCGUACAAUAAUGCCCAUGGCCGGAGGAUGAGUGGGAUGCCAUCGCACAAAUCCGGAUCUCGAAACAUCGCGAUGACGAACUUGUCCGGCAAAGAAACCACCUUUCAAACUACUAGCGCAUACCGAUCAUCCAGUCCCUCCAGUAGCCAGGAACACCUGGCUCGGGGACACGGCCGUGGUGUAAUCCUCAUCAAUCAUGGGAUUGAGGUGACGGUUGACGACAGGAACGAUGACUUUGAUCAGAUGGACCAUGGAAGACGACACGGAAAUUCACUCUAG